Messenger RNA from Manis javanica (Malayan pangolin), 1384 nucleotides. RefSeq names its product mesothelin (gene MSLN). Gene Ontology annotation, biological process: cell-matrix adhesion. Gene Ontology annotation, cellular component: cell surface. The record is from RefSeq and is a predicted model, not a curated record. NCBI's taxonomy places the organism in Eukaryota, Metazoa, Chordata, Mammalia, Pholidota, Manidae.
GGCCCUGGGACCCUGCAGCCUGAGGCCCGGCACGGGCCUGGGGCCGGGCAUGGGGUGUGGGGAACGGUGGGGAGGGGCUUCGAUCUCGCCCGAGCAGUGGGGUAUCAGAACAGCUUCCUCCACAGACAUGGCUUCACGGGCUGCUCACACAGCCACAGGGUCCGGCGGGGAUGGCGCCCACUGCAGCCUCAUAAUCCUCCUCCUCAGUGUCCGGGGGGUGCUACCUUCCAGGACCCAGGCUGCAGACACAGGGCUGGGUGUCAUGACCCCGUGGCGGAAACACACCUCCCAGGACCUGUCCUGGAAGCAGCCUGAGCUGACUGUCACCCUCCCCAGAGCCUGCCAGGGCACCGAGAGGAGGGCCUGCCCCCCAGGGCGGAAGGCUUGCAUGGUGGAUGAAAACCUGGUCUUCCACGAGGAGUGGGAGCUGGGGGCCUGUGUGGACGAGGGCCUGCUUGACGCUCGAAUGGAGCAGGUGGACCUGGUGCCCUUCACCUACCAGCAGCUUGACGUCUUCAAGCGCACGUUGGACAAGGUCAUCCACAAGUGGAAUGUGACAUCUCUGAAGACCGUAAAAUCUCCGCUUAAAGUCAGCAAAGGGCACAAAAUGGAUGCUCAGGUGGCCGCCCUGACUGCCUGCUAUCUGAUGAGAGGAGGCCGGCUGGACAAGGCCCCUCUGGACACGCUGGCCACUUUCCAGUCCCCCUGCCUGUGCUUCCUCAGUCCCGAGCGGCUGGGCUCUGUGCAAGGCCACGCUAUCUGGGCAGCCAGGCCCCAGGACCUGGACACACGUGGCCCGCAGCAGAUGGAAGUACUCUAUUGCAAGGCCCACAUUGCCUUCCAGAACAUGAGCGGGUCCGAAUACUUUGUGAAGAUCGCGCCCUACCUGCGUGGGGCCCUCACGGAGGACCUGAAGGCACUCAGUAGGCAGAACAUAAACAUGGACGUGGCUACGUUCCGGACGCUGCGGACAGAGGCCAUGCUGUUGCUGACAAUCGCCAAGGUGCGAAAGCUUCUGGGUCUAAACCUGCCUGGCCUGAAGGCCGAGGAGGGGAAUGGCCCCACGCGGGACUGGAUUUUCCGUCAGUCUCAAGACGACCUGGACCGGCUGGGGCUGGGGCUCUGCGGUGGCAUCCCCAACGGCUACCUGGUCCUGGACCUCCACUCCCCAGAGGCCCUGUCUGGGGGCCACCACCUCCUGGGACCUGGACGCGUGCUCACUGCGGUCCCGACCCUGCUCCUGGCCUUGGUCCUGAACUGAGCUCACUGCUCCAGAGGCCCCGGGACCCAGGCCCUGCUGCAGAGACCCUGCCAGGCUGGGAGCAGCCCCGGGUGGUCUCUGUCCAACGUCAAGGGGACUGGAGCUCAAUAAAAGAGGACAUGU